AUGCAUCCUGUGAGCUUCCAUGAGCCCGAUGCUACUGCCCUUGCGAUGCUGUUCAACGGAGUUAUUCAGACAGACGCGUACUCAAAACCCGAAAUUCUCGUGUCUCACCUACCCGCGCUCAAUUCCCCAAACCUGCAGCCUGACUGCGGUCUCUUGUUGCCCAACAAUUCUCCGUCAAACCACCCACAUAUCGCAGCGACGAACAAACAAACCGAAUAA
Molecule: messenger RNA, 219 nt
Organism: Penicillium antarcticum
Lineage: Eukaryota; Fungi; Ascomycota; Eurotiomycetes; Eurotiales; Aspergillaceae
Exons: 1
Coding region: 1-219 (72 amino acids)
Source: RefSeq, a predicted model, not a curated record